AUGCCACCAAGGCUCACGGAGAACCUGGAGUCCCCACUGGGCCCUCAGUACACGUCUGUCCAGAGCAGGCCGGCUGGUGACCCUGUCUCUCCACCAGGGAGCAGCUUCAGCCCAGAGGCCUGUAUUGUUGGGGGUACAGUGGCAGCGCCCCGGCAGUGGCCCUGGCAGGUCAGCCUCCGAGACCAGGGCCAGCACGUCUAUGGAGGCAGUCUUAUCGGCCACCGGUGGGUGCUGACCACUGCCCACUGCGUCUCCAGCUUCUUGAAUCUGCAGGACCUGAGCAUCCAGCUGGGAGAGGCUGUGCUGUAUACCAGUCCCCGGGACUCUGUUUCUGUGGCUGCCAUCCGCGUCAUCCAGCACCCCUCCUUCAAUGGGGACACCCUCCAGGGUGGCGACAUGGCUCUGCUGAAGCUGGUGCGCCCCAUGCCCUUCUCCAGCACCAUCAGAACCAUCCCUCUGGCUCCACCGGGCUCUGACUUUCCCACAGGCACCCUCUGCUGGGUGACCAGCUGGGGGGACAUCCGGCAGAAUGUGGCCCUGCCUGAGCCCCACAGGCUGCGGGAGGUAGACGUGCGCAUCGUUGGCCUAGAAAGCUGUCGCAGGCUCUACCCCCCGGAGCCCAUCACCAAGGAGAUGCUCUGUGCUGGCUACGUCCAGGGCCAAAAGGGAUUCUGCGAGUCGUCCGGGGGGCAGGUGCGGGCCGGGCCAGCCCUCAAAGGAGAUGCCUAG
Zalophus californianus (California sea lion) is the source of this 729-nucleotide messenger RNA. Its product is annotated as prostasin-like. Bases 1 to 729 code for a protein of 242 amino acids. Gene Ontology annotation, biological process: proteolysis. NCBI's taxonomy places the organism in Eukaryota, Metazoa, Chordata, Mammalia, Carnivora, Otariidae. Gene Ontology annotation, molecular function: serine-type endopeptidase activity. The record is from RefSeq and is a predicted model, not a curated record. The transcript has 5 exons.